UCUUCCCUGCAUUUUGCAAGUAUAAAGCUCGGCCGGCUACAUCUCCAUUUGCAUUGCAGAUUUGUAGGUGUCCUCCUCAACAGAUUGGAGAGAUGGCUGUUCUUCCUCUAGUUUUCUUGUGCAUCCUCGCGCUGGUUCUCCCAGGGUCGGUGGUGGGCGUCACGUUCCACGUAAACAACAAGUGCCCCUUCCCGGUGUGGCCGGCGGCGGCGCCCAACUCCGGCCACCCCGUGAUCGGCGACGGCGGCUUCUUCCUCCCGCCCGGCCAGUCGAAGCGCGUCAUGGCGCCGGCCACCUGGAACGGCCGCAUCUGGGGCCGCACCGGCUGCGACUUCAGCGCUACCAACGCCGCCGGCCGCUGCCUCACCGGCGACUGCGGCGGCCACCUCGUCUGCAACGGGUCCAUCGGCGCCCCGCCUGCCACGCUCGUGGAGGUGAACCUGCACGAGGACGAGAGCAAGGGGAGCUCCUACGACGUGAGCGUGGUGGACGGGUACAACCUCCCGGUGGCCGUGUGGACCAGGCCGGCGAACCGCAGCAGCAAGUGCUUCAUCGCCGGGUGCGCCAAGGACAUGAACGCGCUGUGCCCGCCGGAGCUGCAGGUGAGGACGAGCGGCGGCGGGAAGGGCAAGACGACGGUGGUGGCGUGCAGGAGCGCGUGCCUGGCGUUCGGGCUGGACGCCUUCUGCUGCCGCGGCGCGUACGGCACGGCGGAGACGUGCCGGGGCAGCGUCUACUCGCGCAUGUUCAGGGACGCCUGCCCUGGCUACUACAGCUACGCGUACGACCAGGCCGCCGUCGCGCCGCGCUGCUACGCGCCGGAAUACGUGGUCACUUUCUGCCCGUCCAGAUGGGGCGCCGCGCCUGAUCGUGUGGCCCAGCUUUGAUCUCUGUCGGGAGCAGCACGCCGCGCGCGCUCUUCCACUGCCACUAGCAAAACCAACUAAUAUCGCGUAUACCUGCGGCGUAUAUUUUUCGAUAAAAAGAAUAUAUUAAUAUUAAAAGAUA
Molecule: messenger RNA, 1008 nt
Organism: Lolium perenne
Lineage: Eukaryota; Viridiplantae; Streptophyta; Magnoliopsida; Poales; Poaceae
Product: thaumatin-like protein
Source: RefSeq, a predicted model, not a curated record